Molecule: messenger RNA, 1174 nt
Organism: Nematostella vectensis (starlet sea anemone)
Lineage: Eukaryota; Metazoa; Cnidaria; Anthozoa; Actiniaria; Edwardsiidae
Exons: 2
Coding region: 352-744 (130 amino acids)
Source: RefSeq, a predicted model, not a curated record
AUAACAUAUCCAUUUUCUUUUUAUUUCUAUCCUAAAGGGAGAAAAGCAAAGAAAAACUGUCUAUCUUUUAACAUGCGAGAUCUACGGAAAAACAAAAUUACGUAAUCAUUUACGUCACAAAAUAAAUUGUUUACAACAUUGAAUGCGCUUUGUUUACCGUUGAAACUGUGCUGGUUCCUUAAUUGAAUGCCUUAUAGAUUUGCUAAUUAUCCAAUUUUAUUUCCUACUGUCCGGUAAAGGGUAUAAAAAGAGAGUCUAUUAGUCAGUAAAUCACAAAAAAGUUUUCGAAACAAAAACUACGACGACAAAUUCAGAGAGAAGGACUUUCAAACGUACACAUAUCUGGUCAAAAUGGUGUUUUCUUUGAAUACAUUUUCUUCCAUCAAGAUACUCGUGGUACUAAUAGUGGUUCUGGUGCAGCUUUGCCACGGAAACCCCGUAGUACAACCAAACCAGGUAUCAACUUCUACCAACGACACCAUCACCACCCACGACAUCCCAAGCGACCAAGACCCAAAAACCAUUCUCAAGGUGAUCAGCCUCGGGAUACAUUCGGCUCCUAGUCGCCAAAGCCGAGGAGCCUCCGACGAUUGCACGAAUGGAACAAAGUACAUUUCUGUCCACGGUGGAAAGUACUGGGUUAAGAGAGCAGUGUGUAAGAAUGGAUGCAAGGAGAAAAAGGUCGCUUACAAACUUGGCGACGGUAUUUACGAGUGUGCUGUCGUAACAGCUGACUGCUACUAGGAGAGAAGACCUCUUCCUUUUCAGGAAUCGACUACUUGAACGACAUCUGAAUACAAAAUAUGAUCAACAAAAACUCUGACUGAAAUAUGGAACUUUUUCGAGCUUUGUAUGUGUGGGCACCUCCCUGGUGUACAGUGCAGACAUAUACAUUUUUGUUAACGUAAAAACAAAACGGUGCGCUCUUUUAUACUUUAUUUUAUGUGAAUUAAGUAUAAUAGACAAGUUUUUUUCCGUGUUUUUCAUUUUGAUGUGUUUAUACUUGACAACACUCUCAUAGACAAAAGGGUACAUUUCUCAGGGAUUUCUGCACGUAAAAAACUAAUAUAUUAUAUGUUAUUAUAUCAUAUAUGCAUAGGAUAUACGAUUCUGUAAGGAUCAAGUUUAUGAGCUCUUGUUAUACGAGUUGCACAUAUUAAAAGAGGAAAAAUCU